This is a messenger RNA of Laetiporus sulphureus 93-53, 1460 nucleotides long. RefSeq names its product fructose-bisphosphatase. The coding region runs from base 1 to 1020 and encodes 339 amino acids. NCBI's taxonomy places the organism in Eukaryota, Fungi, Basidiomycota, Agaricomycetes, Polyporales, Laetiporaceae. Gene Ontology annotation, cellular component: cytoplasm; cytosol. The transcript is spliced from 7 exons. Gene Ontology annotation, biological process: gluconeogenesis; fructose 1,6-bisphosphate metabolic process; sucrose biosynthetic process. The record is from RefSeq and is a predicted model, not a curated record. Gene Ontology annotation, molecular function: fructose 1,6-bisphosphate 1-phosphatase activity.
AUGAGCGGAGAGGAACCACCGAGCACCGACAUCAUCACCCUCACUCGACAUGUCUUGAACGAUCAGUUCAGUCUUGGUGCGGUGGCGACGGGAGACCUCACUCUUCUCCUCACGGCCAUCCAGACGACAUCCAAGUUCAUCGCGACCAAUGUGCGGAAGGCACGGUUAAUCAACCUCGUCGGGCUGGUGGGAGAGACCAACGUACAGGGAGAGGAGCAGAAGAAGCUGGACGUCCUCUCCAACGAUAUCAUGAUCAGCCAGCUCCGGGCUUCCGGCAAAACUGCCGUGCUCGUCUCUGAGGAAAACGAGCAGGCCAUUUUUAUCGAGGAAAGGUACAGGGGACGGUACUGCGUUGUGUUCGACCCCCUGGAUGGGAGCAGUAACAUCGACGCUGGUGUCAACGUCGGCACAAUCUUCGGAAUCUACCGGGUAAAAGAAGAUUCGAAGGGUACUAUCGAGGAUGUCCUGAGACCCGGGAACGAGAUGGUCGCUGCUGGCUAUACGAUGUAUGGAUCAUCAGCCAACCUGGUCCUGACUACCGGAAACGGAGUCAACGGGUACACACUCGACCCCUCGCUCGGCGAGUUCAUCCUCACCCACCCCGACAUCAAAAUCCCACCACGGGGCAAGAUCUAUUCCUUCAACGAGGGCAACUCGACGUACUUUUACCCACCGGUCAUUAAGUACCUCAACAGCCUCAAGUACCCUACCAACGGCAAGGCACCAUAUAGCGCGCGCUACAUCGGCUCCAUGGUCGCGGACGUUCACCGCACGCUGCUGUACGGCGGUAUCUUCGGCUAUCCUGAUGACAAGAAGUCGAAGAGCGGCAAGCUCCGUAUACUGUAUGAAGCAUUCCCGAUGGCGUUCUUGACUGAGCAGGCGGGCGGAUUGGCGACGACGGGCACGAAGCGCAUCCUCGACAUCAUCCCGACGAAUAUCCACCAACGGUGCUCGGUGUUCUUGGGCAGCAAAGAGGAUGUGCAGGAUGUGAUCAAGGUUUUCCAGGAGUCGAAAGCGUGAGAUGGAAUGUAGUCAAUAUAUGAGUAUAUGAAACGUGCUGUACAAUACAUAGUCGAUUCAAGAAACAUCGAUAUGCAGAAGUGGGGCUAACGCUCGUAGGGAGGACCUUCGAAACACUCGAUGUACAAAGCAGACCUUCAGAAGUUCUUUCUAAUCGUCGUAACACUCGUACGCAUUGUCUAUUAGAGCUUAACCCUUGCAGAUAAUGACUGGUUCGGAGGCAAAAGGAAAACGGAAAAGGGUGGAAUUCAGCAUCGGUCAAGGAGCAAAUAUAUUCAUCGACGACUGAUUCAAUUGGUGGAAGUGUCCAGGCACCAUUCAAUCCCUGCUGCAGUCACAAGUAUAUGAUCACAGUUCAUCUGGAAUACAUAAAUCUUCUCUAAAUGCGGAGCCUGUUGCAAUGAGAUUUUGCGAGGACCGAUGCUUGAUGCUAUAGGAUG